AUGCACUUCACCACUCUCGUUGCCUCUAUCGCUGCUCUCGCGAUGAGCGUCUCGGCUGCUCCCUCUCCUGCUACCCCAGCAAACACCCGCUAUGUUCAACUUCGUCUCUAUGGUGAACCUGGAUGCUCGGCGCAGAAUCUGGGAGAACUCGGUGUCUACGGCAAUUACGUUAACAGCUGCCAAAGCUUUGGUGAUAAUGAUGUUAAGUCUGUGAGCUUUGAGAUGGCUAUCAAAAACUGCACUGUGCGUGUUUACACCGGUGAUUCUUGCGAUGUUGGCGGACAGGAUGUUGCUUUGAAUACCUGUCAUGGUGGAGAUGACGAGAUCCACAGCUAUGAAGUUUUUUGCAGUGAGCUUUAA
Molecule: messenger RNA, 360 nt
Organism: Penicillium longicatenatum
Lineage: Eukaryota; Fungi; Ascomycota; Eurotiomycetes; Eurotiales; Aspergillaceae
Exons: 2
Coding region: 1-360 (119 amino acids)
Source: RefSeq, a predicted model, not a curated record